CCCCAAUCUGCACUAUAACAAAUUCCUGGAAAUGCACAUUAACAAUUUAACUAUUUUCGAAAAUGCCAAAUAAGUCAGAGGAUGCGGGCGAUAUCCAACUGGGCAAACGACAGAGAAGAAAGCAGACAAUCUGGACGCGCGAGAAGAUUGCCAAGCUGAUUGAGCUGUACCGCUCAUCGGAUUGUUUAUGGAACCACUAUUCCGAGCUGUAUAAAAACAAGGACUGCAGGGCUAAGGCCAUCGAUUCCAUUUGCUCUUCCCUCGGAAUAACCAAAAACGACUAUGGCAAAAAGGUGCACAACCUGCGCAACCAGUUCAAUUCGGAACUUAAGAAGCUGGAGAGGCGACUUGAGGAGUCUGGAGGAGAUUCCGAGAAGACCUGUCGAUGGGAGCACUUCAAAACGCUGAUGUUUCUGCGUUCUGUUAUAGAACCACGCCCAGGAUAUCAGCAGGGUCCUCAGUGCAAGAAACAGAUUACAAAGCUGGAGAUUAGCUUUCCCGAACAGGAUGGGGAAAAACAAAGCCAAUCCUCAAUGGAAAGCCUGGAAUCUAUGAUUGUAGAAAACGAUGCAGAAAUCAGUGAGGUUCCGAGGGUCAGCGAACCCAUUCCGAUGCCUCCUGAACCUGCGCCGCCUUGCAAAUCAUCUGUUCCCAGUCGACUAGCAGAAGCACCCACUGUUUCCACUCCUGUUCAUAUACCACCAAGUGGCCGGGAUCAAUGGGACGCCUUUGGAGAACUAAUCGCCAGUGAAUUCCGUAACCUGAACUCUGAAAUUUCUCGCAAGAGGCUGAAGCGGAAAAUAAUGCAAGUUAUGCUGGAAGUGGGUGAAGAAGACGAUCUUAAUAUUCCCAGUACAAACAGUUGAUUGUAUAAUUAAGUAGCAGUAUAAGUUAAAUGUUAAAUUGAUACAGCACACAGAUCAUUCAAAGAGCAGUGGACGCAAGGCCCUUUGUAUGUACAUUUUAAGCACAUUGAAAAUAAAACGGAAGUGUAAAAAACUUCGCCUUGUUAAGCAAUCAAAA
This is a messenger RNA of Drosophila takahashii, 1023 nucleotides long. RefSeq lists its product as uncharacterized. Lineage: Eukaryota; Metazoa; Arthropoda; Insecta; Diptera; Drosophilidae. The record is from RefSeq and is a predicted model, not a curated record.